Hypomesus transpacificus is the source of this 2594-nucleotide messenger RNA. It is a transcript of the gene cdc16, whose product is annotated as cell division cycle 16 homolog (S. cerevisiae). The record is from RefSeq and is a predicted model, not a curated record. The transcript has 18 exons. Lineage: Eukaryota; Metazoa; Chordata; Actinopteri; Osmeriformes; Osmeridae. Gene Ontology annotation, biological process: cell division. Gene Ontology annotation, molecular function: protein binding. The coding region runs from base 153 to 2018 and encodes 621 amino acids.
GGAGCCAAACACUCGUUGCAAUAGAAGCCGCGGGUUUGCCUCUGCGUGCCUAGCGAAUUAGCGAAUGCUAAAAUUUGUAUUUGCGAGCUAGUCAGUUACUGCAUGAUGAUGAUACACUUUUGAAUUACAAAGUGACAGGUAUAUAACUCACAAUGAAUCUUGAUAGACUUCGAAAACGUGUACGGCACUACAUUGAUCAGCAACAAUAUCAGAGUGCUCUAUUUUGGGCGGACAAGAUAGCAUCCCUUUCCCAUGAAGACCCACAGGACAUCUACUGGCUUGCACAGUGCCUUUACCUCACCUCACAGUACCACAGAGCCUCCCAUGCCCUACGCUCACGCAAACUAGACAAGUUGUAUGGUGCUUGUCAAUAUCUAGCUGCUAGGUGCCAUUAUGCUGCCAAAGAGUUUCAGCAGGCCCUGGACAUACUGGACAUGGAGGAGCCUGCCUGUAAGAAGCUGCUGGACCGCAGUGGGAAGGAGGACAAAAGCGUUCGAGAGUCAGGAAAAGACUGGGAGAUGUCUACUGCCUCUAUAAACAGCUCAAUAUGUCUCCUGCGAGGGAAAAUCUAUGAUGCCAUGGACAACCGGUUGCUGGCCACCUCCAGCUACAAAGAGGCCUUGAAGCUGGAUGUGUACUGCUUUGAAGCCUUUGACCUUCUCACGUCCCACCACAUGCUGACUGCCCAGGAGGAAAAAGACUUCCUGGAUGCUCUUCCUCUGAGUCAACAGUGCAACGAGGAGGAAGAGGAACUGCUUCACUUCCUCUUUGAAAACAAGUUAAAGAAGUACAACAAGCCUAGUGACAUGGUGGUCCCAGACAUGGUCCACGGUCUCCAGGACAACCUGGACGUGGUCGUCUCGCUGGCUGAGAGGCAUUACUACAACUGCGACUUCAAGAUGUGCUACAAACUCACGUCUAUGGUGAUGGUGAAGGAUCCAUUUCAUGCUAACUGUUUACCUGUCCACAUCGGCACUCUGGUCGAGCUCAGUAAGGCCAACGAAUUGUUUUAUCUCUCUCACAAGUUGGUAGACCUGUAUCCCAACAACCCAGUUUCGUGGUUCGCAGUGGGAUGCUACUAUCUGAUGGUCGGCCACAAGAACGAACAUGCACGUAGAUACCUUAGCAAGGCCACCACCCUGGAGCGGACCUACGGUCCAGCCUGGAUCGCCUACGGACACUCGUUUGCCGUGGAGAGUGAACACGACCAGGCCAUGGCGGCCUACUUCACUGCCGCCCAGCUGAUGAAGGGGUGCCACCUGCCCAUGCUGUACAUCGGCCUAGAGUACGGUCUGACCAACAACUCCAAGCUUGCCGAGCGCUUCUUCAGCCAGGCACUCAGCAUCGCCCCCGAGGACCCCUUUGUCAUGCACGAGGUGGCAGUUGUCGCCUUCCAGAAUGGAGACUGGAAAACAGCUGAGAAGUUGUUCCUUGAUGCCAUGGACAAGAUCAAGGCCAUCGGGAAUGAAGUCACAGUAGACAAAUGGGAGCCGCUUCUCAACAACUUGGGACACGUGUGUCGGAAGCUGAAGAAGUACGAGCAGGCCUUGGAGUACCACCGCCAAGCUCUGGUGCUGAUCCCACAGCAUGCCUCUACCUAUUCAGCCAUUGGAUACGUGCACAGCCUCAUGGGAGACUUUGAGAGUGCCAUCGACUACUUUCACACGGCACUCGGACUGAAGAGAGAUGACACAUUCUCUGUGAUGAUGCUUGGCCAUUGUAUUGAGAUGUACAUCGGUGACACGGAUGCCUAUAUAGGUACAGACAUCAAGGACAAGGUUCGAGGGAGCCUGAGCACACCGGCACUGAUCAAGAUGCUGAACACCUCGACAGAACCCGGCGAUGCCCGUGCCACGCCCACACUGGACGACAGCAGCGCCAUGUUAUUCGAAACGCCCCAGUCCAAUCAAGACAAAGCCUCACUGGACACGCCUCUUCGGCGCUCGCUCCCCCUAGAGUGUGACAUGUACGAGAGCGACAUGAUGCUUGAGACCUCCAUGUCCGACACUAGCACAUGAUGACACCCUGUGAAAGGUGUGGCUGAUGUCACGGGGAGCUAGCUGGGACACCUGACUUUGGGACCAGAUCCAAACCAAACCUCUUGGCUCUUCUCCUCCCCAGCAUCCGUUUUGAUUCCCCCUCUAAGCCAUCUAAAAUUACUGGGAUAGUCAAGUGAUGUCAUCGGCUCUCUGGAGAGGUGUAAUAUAGAGAGUAAGAUACAGGGGGAACUCUGUGUAUCAACUCUGUGUAGACCGGUUUGACAAAGACUUGUCUCAGUUGUGAGAUUCAAUAUGCAUGGCCGGAUGGAUGGACAGCGGGACUUACAGUUAUUCGUUGAUUGUGAAUGGGAAGCCUGGAGAGGCGGACGGGGCUUGGUUUGGUUCUGGGUCUAGGGUGAGGAAUGGAGACGUCGUUGAUCCUCCGUUUGUGACUGAACAGAGAGAGUGCUGCAACACUCCCUACAGCGUCUACUAGCAGACUGUCCUCAUACCUAUUGGCCUUGCUAACCUGUGGAUUUUUCAAUAAACAAAACUGUCUCAACGCAAGACUUUGGUGAAAAGAAAUAUCAGUUAAUACAAUAAACCAUAUGUUUA